Molecule: messenger RNA, 1786 nt
Organism: Salvia miltiorrhiza (redroot sage)
Lineage: Eukaryota; Viridiplantae; Streptophyta; Magnoliopsida; Lamiales; Lamiaceae
Exons: 4
Coding region: 1-1716 (571 amino acids)
Source: RefSeq, a predicted model, not a curated record
AUGAAAAGCGGAGCACAUGGCCCAAGCGGUUCUGCUUCCGGAACAAGUCCCUCGGAGCGGCCUGCUGGGUCCGAACUGAUCCCCAUUCCCCCUGUAGUUGAAAUCCCAGAGGGGAAUGUGGAAGCCUCGCGCCCUUUUGAUGCGGAAGAAGUUGAUGCGGGGGCUCUUGUUCACAGAGGUAGGCACUCCAGUGCUGGUGAUGCCGCUGGCACCCGUGAAGAGGAUAUCCAAGUCGUGGAUAUUAUCGAUGAGGAGAGACAGGAGGGCCUAAAAAAGGCUGGCAAGUCCUCAGAGCCAGCGAGGAGGUCUGUUGGUGGUGUGAAGGUUCUCCCUCCUGCUGGGGACAAGGGCAAAGGGCCAGCGAAGAAGUCAGCUGGUGGUUCCAAGGUUCUCCCCUCUGCCGGUGGAAAGGGUAAGGGCAAAGCUGUGGUGUCCUCGGCUGCUGAAUCAGAGGAUCUUGUUCCUGGGCCCAUUUCGAGUUUAUCGGGUAAGGAAUUAGUUCAUGCGCUGCUAGCUCGUGUCCACUCGGAGGACCAGGAGAAAGUGGAGAAUUUGUCUCGGGCGUCUCUGGCUACUCAGCUAUGCCAGCUGGCUCUUCAGGUAGAGUCACGGUUAUGGGGUGCCGUUAAGUGCAUCCAUGACUAUGAUAUGGCAGAGAAGGAAAGAGAAAAAGAGCAGGUAGAGGUCGCCAAGCGCGAUGAUGUUGUUGCUGGAGUUGUGGAGCGCUUGAGCAAGGCUGAGGCGGAGGUUGUUGAGUUGAAAGCUCAAUUAGCUCAGGUGGAGGUGGAGAGAGCGUCCUUGGCCUCCGAAUUGUCGAGGGCCACAAAAGAGGGCCAUGAAUGCCUGGCCAGGUUCAAAGCUGGUUAUGAAAGAGACUACGAGGAAGCCAGGCGGGGCUGGAAAAGGAUACUUGUGGAAGCUCAGAACCGCGCGUUCGUCCUGGGGGCUCGAGAUCAGCGCCUGGAGUAUUUCUUGUCUCCGCGAGGUCAACAUUUCUUGGGGUUGAUGCUGGAAGGCACUCUGGAGGCUUUCAAAAAGACUCCCGAAUACUUGGAGGAUUUUGGACCCCUCUUUGCUUAUGUGAUAGAGCAAACAGCUUCCAAGGCAUUGGAGAUGGCGGGGGCCACCCCAGAGCAACUUGCCACUUUGAAUUUCAGAGCCCUGAUGGAUAAUCUCCAGGAUGAGGAGAUAAAUAAGCGGAUGGGGAUCCCUGCGCGUUCUCCAGAGAAGCCAGAGUGGUGGUACCCAGUACUAGAGAAAGCCAUUCCCUAUUUUUCUCUUGGGAUUGGAUCUGACUCGCUGCCCUCUACUCCCGUGUAUGCACCUGCGUUCUCUGCUUCCUUGGCGCGCUUUGUGAACCGGCUGCGGGAUCCUUCUGGCGAGAGCUCCCGAACAUUUUCCCAAUUUGGCCUGGAGCCUCCCCUGCCCUCUGACUUAGCGGCUUCUGCCUUCACCGACUCUGCCUCUUCCCCCGCUGCGGUGGGACAGCUGUUCGACCUGUACCAAAAUGAGGAUCUGUAUGUGCAAGAGGCUGCAAAGUUGUUGGACUUGGGAGUUCGUCUUCCUCAAGUGAAGGAAACUGGCCCGUUGCCCGUGUUCACAGAGAAAGCCGUUUCUGGCCGUGCUUCUGCCAGUGGUGUUCCUCCCCCAAUUUCAUCUGCCUCUGCUCCUGUCUCCUCUGCUGCCGCUCAAGCUGCUUCUGUUCCUCCCUCUUGAUGUUCCCCCUUUUUCUCCUGACUUUAUCAAAAGGAAAAUUUUGUAACUCUUUAAUUUGUACCAACUGAAC